UUUUUCUCAAUAACGUAUGAUAAAAGAAGCUAGAUACAUGUACUCGAUUUAAAAAAAUAUAAUAUUGAAAAAACAACUUGAUUACUAGGUACCUAGGCCUACCGUAGUGGCUAAAAUGAAAAGACAAGUUGUUGAAGUAAUGGCAGCUCUUUUACGUUUCACUGGAAUACAUUCGGAAGAAGGCAAAGCAACGACAUUGAACGAAUUGAGAAGAAUAUCAGUCUACGUAUUUUUUCUAUCCUACGGUUUCCUAGGCACGACGAUGUUUUCAAUAAAAAAUGGCGGAGAGUUCUACAACUUUGUCAUUCCGACUGCCUAUAUUGGAGCUUUAACGGUACUAAUGACGGGAGUACUCUGUUUAUUUCAUAAUAAAAAGAGAAUCUAUCGCAUGUUAAAGCAUUUGGACGAUAAUGUUUUUACAUAUUCAGACGAAGUGAAUAUUCAACCAAAAUACACGUGGCUUUUCGAUGAAAAAAAUAUCAUAACCAAGUUCAUAUUAGUCAUGUGUUAUGAGAUUACCGGUUACAUAUUUGUCUGCGGAUCUCCUUUCAUGGGAUAUUUUGUCACUGGUCACAUGAAACCCGAAAUUUAUCCUGGAUGGACUCCGUGGACAGUAAACGGAACGGUGACUUUUUGGAUGACAUACGUGUCGCAAGUCUGCGUCGUUACUACUUCAUUAUGGGGGUAUUAUAUAACCUUAACUUACGUUUUGUUUAUAAUUAUUGAAUUUAUCAAGCAAUACAAAAGGCUUGUCGUAGCUGUGUCCACAAUUAAUCUAAGAGCCGAGCGAUCAUUGCUUGAAAAACUGAAUUUUUCAAAUGCAUUCAAUGAAUCGGCAUUGGGAGACAUAACUUUUCAGCGAGCUAAUUUCCAUCAUAGCGAUAUCAAAAAGGAACACAUUGUUCUGUAUAAUAGAUUGGUUCGGGAAAACAUCAUAAUGUGCGUGAAACAUCAUCAAAUGUUGAAAAAAACUUUUAAUUUAUUUAAGCCAUGGUUUACCGUUGCAUUUUCUAUCGAAUUGGGAGCAUGCAUGUCGACUUAUGCUUUAGUAUUUUACUGUCUCUUAGAAGUAGGUUCGCUAGUUUUCCUUUUAAAAUCCUAAUUUAUCAAAAAAAUUACUUGCCAUCAUUAAAGCAUAAUACCUAAUUUGAAAUAUUUUUACAGGUAAGUGAUUUCGAAAGAUUAGCAAGUUUGAUUGGUGUUGCCUUUGUCGCUAUUGCAAAUCUUUUCGCGAGAUGCGUGAUAGGAGAAAUCUUCUCU
Messenger RNA from Planococcus citri (citrus mealybug), 1260 nucleotides. RefSeq lists its product as uncharacterized. Gene Ontology annotation, biological process: detection of chemical stimulus involved in sensory perception of smell; sensory perception of smell. The transcript is spliced from 2 exons. NCBI's taxonomy places the organism in Eukaryota, Metazoa, Arthropoda, Insecta, Hemiptera, Pseudococcidae. The record is from RefSeq and is a predicted model, not a curated record. Bases 116 to 1102 code for a protein of 328 amino acids. Gene Ontology annotation, cellular component: plasma membrane. Gene Ontology annotation, molecular function: odorant binding; olfactory receptor activity.